AUGCGAAUUUAUGAAGCAGAUUUAGCUUUAAAAGGACAUAUUAUCCGAUCCAAAAAAACCAAACAAAGUGAAGCUGCUUUUGCUUUGGAGGGUGAGAGAAGAUGGAUUUUGACUGUAAAAUUUUUAAGAAUCAAUCCAUUUGAUGACUUAAACUGGUGGAAUAGGAUAUUUGUUAGACCUAUUAAAAAUGGUGACCCGGUUGGAGUUGAACAACUCAAAGUAUUAAUGAGAACAAUCUGUCUAAGACGUACAAAAGAUAUGAAGUUUGAUGGUAGACCUAUACUUGAGCUACCACCAAUUACUUCUUAUUUACAUAAAAUUCAAUUUACUCCAGAGGAAAAAAAAAAAUACGAGUUCAUGGAGUAUGUAUAG
Molecule: messenger RNA, 372 nt
Organism: Entrophospora sp. SA101
Lineage: Eukaryota; Fungi; Glomeromycota; Glomeromycetes; Entrophosporales; Entrophosporaceae
Source: the annotation of a GenBank genome assembly